CCCAGCAAAGCUCCAUCAAAUGUCCGACUUUCAAACUUAGAGGAGACUGAGGUGAAAGUACAGUGGAAUCCACUGUCCCAGCAUCACGCUCAUGGACGACUCCUUGGGUACAGAGUCUACUAUAGGGAAUACCGCACCUCCAGAUAUUAUUAUUAUUAUUAUUACGACCCGUAUUUGGGUAAGAGUGUCAACACUAGCAGUGCUGACGUUACUAUGGUGAUAUUAAAGGACCUAAAGGAAGCCAGAGCUUACCAAAUAGCAGUCGCAGCUUUUACGUCUAAAGGCGAAGGACCACGCUCAAAUUGGAUGUCCAUAAUGACAGGUAAUGCAGAUUUUUUGUAG
Molecule: messenger RNA, 342 nt
Organism: Porites evermanni
Lineage: Eukaryota; Metazoa; Cnidaria; Anthozoa; Scleractinia; Poritidae
Source: the annotation of a GenBank genome assembly